Molecule: messenger RNA, 1839 nt
Organism: Galendromus occidentalis (western predatory mite)
Lineage: Eukaryota; Metazoa; Arthropoda; Arachnida; Mesostigmata; Phytoseiidae
Gene: Alg9
Product: alpha-1,2-mannosyltransferase Alg9
Exons: 1
Coding region: 67-1839 (590 amino acids)
Biological process (GO): protein N-linked glycosylation
Cellular component (GO): endoplasmic reticulum membrane
Molecular function (GO): alpha-1,2-mannosyltransferase activity
Source: RefSeq, a predicted model, not a curated record
AUCAUCUGUGCGAAGCCAGUGGCGUUCGCCGGGCGAAAGUCCAGCUUGUGACGGAUUGAUGUAGCGAUGAACCGAGACCGCAGAAAAGCUCCGAUCUCAACCAAGCGGGAGGAUGAAGCCGUCUCUCCUAUCGAACACGAGUAUAAACAGCUGGAACCGCUUACGUGGUCACCCGAAGUUUACCUAGCUUUCAAAGUUCUGAUCUCCGCGCGCCUCUGUGCAGCUGUUUGGAGCAACAUCUCCGAUUGCGAUGAAACCUACAAUUAUUGGGAACCCACGCACUACCUCAUGUACGGAUCCGGUAUGCAAACAUGGGAGUACAGUCCGCUGUACGCCAUCCGCUCGUACGCCUACUUGUGGAUCUAUGCACUCCCCGGGCUGGUGUACGACAAUCUCCUCCAGAAUCAACGGAUGCUCGUAUUCUACUUCAUGAGAUGCGUAAUCGGUUUCGUCGAAGCCGGCUGUGAGAUCUAUUUCUACCGCGCGAUCCGCCGGAAAUUCGGUGAUCACGUCGCCAAGCUGUACGUCCUCCUGUCAACGUUCUCCGCCGGCAUGUUCAUAUCUUCGACGGCGUUCCUGCCGUCGUCGUUCGCCAUGAAAAUGCUCAUGGUCUCGUACGCAGCGUGGUGGAAGCAGAACCUAUUCCUCGCGGUGUUCGCGACGGCGCUCAGUGUAUUCGUCGGCUGGCCCUUCGCUGGAGCACUGGGGAUCCCUAUCGCGAUUGACAUCGUGUUCUACCGGAGAGAAAUCCAACAAUUCGUGCGUCACGGAAUACUGUCGGUGAUGAUUAUCCUGCCGAUCGUGAUGGCAAUAGACACAUUUUAUUUCGGCAAGUCCACUAUCGCCGCGCUGAACAUUGUGGCGUAUAAUGUUUUCUCAGAGCACGGACCCAACCUGUACGGCACGGAGCCAUUGUCCUUUUACCUGAAGAACGGCGUCAUCAACUUCAAUUACGCGUUUCCGAUGGCACUCGCAGCUUUGCCUUUGCUGCUGCUCACAAAAUUGUAUAAAGUACCUACCGAGAGGCUCCAAGCACUACCUCUUCUAGGGAUGUAUAUUUGGUUCGCGAUAUUUUUCAGUCAGCCCCACAAAGAGGAACGCUUCCUCUUCCCCGUGUAUCCGCUGAUCAACUUGAACGCCGUGGUAACGUUCGAUCUCAUUCAAAGAUGGGCUCAUAGGCUGUUCUUCAAGGGAGGGGCGUCAUCAAUAAAACACCAUCUGGAAAUCAAUGAGAAGUGGUGGCUCAUCCCCUUGAUGCUCUCCUGCUUCCUCGGAAUGAGUAGAAGCAUUCUCCUGUACAAAGGCUAUCACGCUCCCAUAACCACUGGGAUGGAACUCGGGAGACUCGCAAAUCCCGAGUCAUUGAACAGACCCCCCGUCCCGAGCCAACCGGUCCAUCUGUGUGUAGGCAAGGAAUGGUACCGCUUCCCGAAUAGUUUCUUCCUUCCCGAUCAUUGGGAACUUCACUUCAUUAAAUCAGAGUUCCGCGGUCAACUGCCGAAACCUUUCGAGAAAGGGAAGUUCGCUACGCGUCGCAUCCCGACGGACAUGAAUGACGCCAACAAAGAAGAGGUCAGCCGAUACUUUCCGCUGUCCAAGUGCAAUUACCUAAUCGACUCUGAAACAGUCGUUGUCAGCAGCAGGGAGCCAAAUUUCACGAAACACCCGGACUUCCGAGUCGUGCAUAGCACCAUGUUCCUGGAUACCGCAAAUUCGCCGAUCUACUCUCGUCUAGUCUACAUCCCGCUAGUUUUUGAAACGAAGAGCUCAUUCAUAAAGUAUAACAUCCUAGAAAACGUAAAAUUACCCAUCGUGUACAAAAAUAAUGGAAAGGAAUAA